AUGGAUGCCCCAAGAGAUGGCUUCAAGUGGUUUGAAGAAGGUUUUGAUGGUUUCCCAAAAUCUCUACCCGAAGAUUGUAUAGAGUACACCAUCUAUCUUCUCGAUUCAACACUCACAGAUCUGGAGAGACGAGAAAAACUUCGUCAAGUACAGAGUGCUGGAACCGAGUUGACCAACCGACUACUGAAAGACUUUAUAUGGCAGCGUGAAGGUUUUAGGCUGUCGCUCGAACGCGAGGACGGUGGAAGCUUCUUACAAGGACGCACUAACUAUGGAGAUUCUGUCGAAGACGAGUGGCUCAUUCUCUAUAUUCUACGGGAGCUGAGCAAGCAAUUUCCUAAAAUUUGGAUCAGGACUGCAGACACCGAUGGGCAGUUCCUACUCAUUGAGGCAGCUAAUGUCCUGCCCCGCUGGCUGAACCCAGAGAUUGCAGACUUCCGGGUAUGGCUGAACAAUGGAAAGCUGUUACUCGUCCCCUUGGAGAGGCCGGGUGAACAAGUCAUCGAAGCGAAGCCAGGGCCGCUGACCCUGAUUGAGGCGUUGAAGAUUAUAGAGAAUCAACCAACUCAGCUACUGAAUCUCCCAGCGGUCGAAGCUGAAGCAUUCUACCGUCUUGAAAAAUAUCCCAAGCAGAUCUUGGACAGUCUUCAUCACGCACUGCUUACAGUUCCCAGGAAACUUGCCUACGUUCUCCACGAGGAUGUAGCCUAUAUAAGCGCCGCAGUCGAAGCAUUCUAUUUGCGCGAUCCCAUAGCUCUACGCCCACUGCAGGCCUCCAACCACAAUGAGCUCUAUUUCCCACCGACAGAUCCGGUGACCAUGUCUGUGAAGUUUACGAAAGUUGGUUAUGCUCAGCUCAAGAGUCAGCAGUUUGCAGCACCUGCGCAAUGGGCGGACUAUGCCUCCGCAAAAAGAGAAGCCAUAUCUCAAGGCAGCGCAGAGAUGGGUAUGAAAGUCACCUGCGGAUUUGAGAUGUUAAUGUGCGACACUCAAAAUCAGGAUAAGAAAGUUGUUCGGGAGAUCGCAAUGCUUCUCGAGGACAUUCGCACUGGACAAGACGAAUUGCCGACUGACGCGGAAAUUAAUAAGUGGGAAACGCGGGAAGACGACGAGGCUUGGCUUGAUAUCAACUUCGAGGAUUUCGAGAAGGAACUUGGGGGGAUUAGGAAGCCGGGCGCACGAAAGAGCAAUGAAGGUUUUGGGGACAAGGGUGCCCAGGAGAACCUUCAGAAGAUCGUUGCGAGAUUUGAAGAUUUUUUGAAUGAUGAUGCUGCUGGCGCUGACGGGGCCGAGAUCUUGGACGACAUGGACAACGACGAUGAGGAGGAAGACAGCGCGAUCAGUGAUGACAGCGAUGACGAAGGCGAGGACAAAGACGUCAGCUUCGAUGAAGACGCAUUCGCCAGCAUGAUGAGGGAGAUGAUGGGCAUGCCCCCGAUUACUGUUGGCUCCGUUGCUACCCCUAGGGUCGGCCUUGAAGAAGACGAGAAGAUCAAGGAUAUCUCGUCCGGCGAAGAGGACGAAAAGGGGGUCCAUCAAGCCAUGCAGGAUAUCGAAAAUGAACUUCGAGAAGCUGGAGCCCUGAAUCUAAACCUCAAGCAGGGGACUGAAAAACCAGAGUCGCAACGCAACGCAAUUGUAAGGGGCCCGAGCAGCGAACAAUCAAAACCACUAGCGGACGCGGAAGACGCUUCAGAGGAUGGAGAUGCGGAAAUCGAUUUCAAUCUCGCCAAAAACCUGCUGGAGAGUUUCAAAAGCCAAGGAGGUGUGUCUGGACCUGGUGGCAACAUGAUGAGCCUAAUGGGUAUGAGACUGCCUAGAGAUGAGAGUGAUAGGGGAGAUCGUUGA
Messenger RNA from Letharia columbiana, 1848 nucleotides. RefSeq lists its product as uncharacterized. The transcript has a single exon. Bases 1 to 1848 code for a protein of 615 amino acids. Lineage: Eukaryota; Fungi; Ascomycota; Lecanoromycetes; Lecanorales; Parmeliaceae. Gene Ontology annotation, cellular component: nucleus. The record is from RefSeq and is a predicted model, not a curated record.